Pelodiscus sinensis (Chinese soft-shelled turtle) is the source of this 3326-nucleotide messenger RNA. The record is from RefSeq and is a predicted model, not a curated record. Lineage: Eukaryota; Metazoa; Chordata; Testudines; Trionychidae.
UGCCCCGUCACCCCGCCCGGCGCCUCCCGGCACGCUCUCAGUGCGGGGCGCGAGUGCCCCGUCACAGAUCCCUCUUGCAUAGGGCGGUGUUAGUCACCUCUGUGUUACAGCAGGAGAAGUUCAGAGAGUGUACAGACUUGGGCAGAGUUCAGAACAGAGCCUCAGCAUCUUGACUUGUAAGUCCUGCCACUUUGCCCUAUUCCCCCUUCCCCACCAAACCCUGAAGAGGGCAUUUGCCAGACUUCCACGGAGCGCGUGUCUGUCCUGUAUCCUGACAAAACAAGCACACAAAAGUGGCUCCCAAUACACUCUUGUAGAGACUUCGGCGUCAUUCAUUUUACAGUGUGUUGUCUCUCUGGAAUGGUACACUAUAUAGUCAUACUGAAAGCUAUGAUGUCAUACUAUGAAUGGCAGUGACUUUAUAGGAAAUGUCUUUUGAGGCAAAAUGUCUUUGGAUUUUCUCUUCCUUCUGAAGAAGGAAACCAUAAGGAAUUAUAAUAUAAAUGCACUUGGGUGGUUAUGCUUACUGUGGAAUGAAAUUCCAUUUGAUGUGUCUCAAUCAUGAACAGCCACCCAGCUGAGUAUCCAGUUGUCUGUACAGUUUGCUUGAUAUGGGGGACAGUUCUGGGAAUGUACAUUAAUCAUUCAUGAUUUUCAUCUCAGUAUAAGUGAGAGCAAAGCCUUGUUGAAAAUACCGGCUCUGUGGUAUACCUGGAGGGCUGUUGCAGUUCAGUUCAGAUGUAACUUGCAAGAAUUAAUGGAUUCUGGAUUCUAGUCUGUGCUUUGCAGCUAACUUCUUCCUAGGCAACUGGAGUUUGGUGUGAGACUCUAAUUGGUGGUUGCUGCAUGUGAUCAAAGUCCAUAUUCUGUUAUCUUGGCACAAAAACAUCCUUUGUGCCACAGCAAGUAACCAGGUCUUGCUUCACUUUAAAGUUUUAAGCUUUGUGGUUGACCAUGAAUGCAAGUGGCCCUGGAUAUCCAUUAGCUUCUUUGUACGUGGGAGAUCUGCACCCAGAUGUGACCGAAGCCAUGUUGUAUGAGAAGUUCUCCCCUGCUGGACCGAUCAUGUCUAUCAGAGUUUGUCGGGAUGUUGCCACACGUCGAUCGCUCGGUUAUGCCUACAUAAAUUUUCAGCAGCCUGCUGACGCUGAGAGGGCCUUGGACACCAUGAAUUUUGAAGUGAUCAAAGGUCGGCCCAUUCGAAUCAUGUGGUCCCAGCGAGACCCUGGACUCAGGAAAUCGGGAGUUGGGAAUGUGUUUAUCAAGAAUCUGGACGACUCCAUUGAUAACAAAGCCUUGUACGAUACAUUCUCAGCCUUUGGGAAUAUCCUUUCUUGCAAGGUUGUGUGCGAUGAGAACGGAUCCCGCGGUUAUGGCUUCGUUCACUUUGAGACUCAUGAGGCAGCGAAUCGGGCUAUUGACACCAUGAACGGGAUGCUGCUCAAUGACCGCAAGGUCUUUGUCGGCCAUUUUAAAUCCCGCAGAGAGCGGGAGGCAGAAUUUGGGGCACGGGCAAUGGAAUUCACCAAUGUCUAUAUCAAGAACUUCGGGGAUGAUAUGGAUGAUGACCGACUGCGGGAAAUAUUCUCCAGGUUUGGAAAGACGCUGAGUGUCCGCGUUAUGAUGGAUGAGACUGGCUGCUCGAAAGGAUUCGGGUUUGUCAACUUUGAGAAGCACCAAGAAGCCCAGAAGGCUGUGGCGGACAUGAACGGGAAACAGAUCAAUGGCCGGAUGGUGUAUGUUGGCCGAGCUCAGAAGAGGAUGGAGCGUCAGAGUGAACUGAAGCGUAAAUUUGAACAGAUCAAACAGGAGAGAGUGAGCAGAUACCAGGGGGUGAAUUUAUAUGUGAAGAAUCUGGAUGAUGGUAUUGAUGAUGAUCGGCUGAGGAAGGAGUUUGCUCCAUAUGGUACCAUUACUAGUGCGAAGGUGAUGACAGAGGGUGGACACAGCAAAGGGUUUGGGUUUGUAUGUUUUUCCUCCCCAGAAGAGGCUACCAAAGCCGUGACGGAAAUGAACGGGCGGAUCGUCAGCACCAAGCCUUUGUACGUCGCCCUCGCUCAAAGAAAGGAGGAAAGAAAAGCAAUUCUCACCAACCAGUAUAUGCAGAGACUAGCCACCAUGAGGGCCCUGCCUGGCCCUCUCUUGGGCUCCUUCCAGCCACCCACAGGGUACUUCUUGCCUGCCAUCCCACAGCCACAAACUAGAGCUACUUUCUACAGUCCUAGCCCAGUGGCCCCUGUGCGUCCUGCCCCUCGCUGGAGCACGCAGCCCUCCAGACUUCCCUCCUACCAAACGGCCACCCCACUCCUGAGAGCGACAGCUCCACCCAGGCGCCUGCUAUCCAACAUCAGCACCAUGAGACAGGCAUCUACGCAGGUACCCCGAGUGCCACCGCAUGCCCAGAGAGUGGCCAACAUAGGGACCCAGACGCUUGGUGCCCGGGCACCCACCUCACCAUCCCUACUGCGGGGUAUGCCGCAGUAUAAGUACUCCUCAGCGGUGAGGAACGUCCAGCCGAUAGGAAGCGUGGCAUCCAUGCCGGUACCACAGGUUGGAGAAUCUGCCGUUCAUAUCCACGGGCAGGAGCCUCUGACUGCAUCCAUGCUCGCUGCAGCUCCUCCCCAGGAGCAGAAGCAAAUGCUAGGUGAACGCCUUUACCCCCUCAUCCAUGCCAUGCAUGCGUCGCUGGCUGGAAAGAUCACAGGAAUGCUGCUAGAGAUCGAUAACUCAGAGCUGCUGCUUAUGCUGGAAUCCCCUGAAUCUCUCCACUCCAAGAUUGAGGAAGCGGUCGCAGUGCUCCAAGCACACCAGGUUACGGAAUCGUCUCUUAAGAGCAGUGCUGCAACGUUCCUCCUGUGAGGCACCGAGGAGGGACUCUGAAGAACACUUGGCUCUGGAGACAAAGCAACUACAACCCUGACAUGCAUCACCACGUAUUCUGGAAGCAUUUAUUUUUUUCUGUGUAUAGACAGUGACACUGAUUUGCAUUCGAAGUCCGGCAUUACUUUUUCUUUGUACAUGAAAAACCCUGCAAAAUUAUUUUCCCCAUAAAUGAACUGCAUCCUAUGUAACGCUGUCCAUGAGAGCUCUUUUCUGUCAACUCUCGCCAGUGAGAGCAGGAGGUGAAAAUGUUAACACGGGGGGCACGUGGUAGAAUGUAAACCUCUCCUUGUGAGUGGUGAGGAGGGAGACACGAUUGGUUCAGUUGUAGUGUUCCAAGAGAUGACAAGUCAUCAGAGCUUGUCAUUUUAAGUGUUCUUUGGGCUCUGUCAUGUUUUAUUUUUUCUUGUAGCUGACACCAUAAACAACUAAUACAGCCACCCCCA